AUGCUGUCAAGAGAAGCUCGUAAAGAGCUUCGUAAACGUGGAGCGGCCAGAAGAACUGUCGACUUAGAUGACUUGGUACUAAAGACACCUCCCAUCAAAGACAGCAAGGAGAACUUGCUGAGCUCCUCGUCACGUGAAUCGUCAAGUGAUGAGGGGUCGAAUGAGAAGUCGAGUGAGAAGUCGAGUGAGAAGUCGAGUGAGAAGUCGAAUGCGAAGUCGAAUGAGAAGUCGGAUGAGAAGUCGAAUGAGAAGUCGAAUGAGAAGUCGGAUGAGAAGUCGAGUGAGAAGUCGAAUGCGAAGUCGAAUGAGAAGUCGGAUGAGAAGUCGAAUGAGAAGUCGAAUGAGAAGUCGGAUGAGAAGUCGGAUGAGAAGUCGAAUGAGAAGUCGAAUGAGGAAAAGCAAAUCAGAAGGAGAACUUUAAGAAGCUCUGAUUAUGACGUUAUUGUUGUUGGAGAAAGAAAGUCUAAAGGGAUUUCACCAGUUGCUGAAAAGACCAUGAGGAGAAAGACAACUAAAAAAAGAGGGUCACUCCUAAAGAAGGAAGCCAACGUUAAGAAGAGACGACUUACAAGCAAUCCAGAAGAUGAAUUCAAAGAGGAAGAUGUUGACUCUUCUGGGCUUGAGUUAAGGCCCGUCUCUGAGGAAGCAUAUCAAUCCUCUAAGAGUCGAAUUGCAACUUCUUAUCAACAAAAAGUUGAAUCUAGGACAGUAAAAUCGCAUAAAAGAGGACGUAAAAAGCAACACAAUGGGAUGGUUCAAAUCAAAUAUCGAAGAAUGCCUGCAAAUAGAACCAAAAUCAUUACUAUAGACGUUAUUGGUCAGAUUCUUUCCGAUUACUUCUCUAAAAAGAGUUUGGAGAAGACCAAGUUUGGCAAGUUCCUAGCCAGCUACCGAAGUAUCUUGAAUGAGUACUUUGAUCUAUUAAUUGAUCUCCAAUUGUCGAACAAUUUGAUUCUCUACGACUUGAGUGCAGUUAACAGACAGAAAAACCAAUGUAGACUUGAGAUUUUCAAUACACGAGAAGAAAGAAAUGAGAAUAGUGUUAAGAUCAAUAGUUUACGUCAAGGAUACAUGGAGCUGAAGAAGAAGUACGAUGAAAAGUUGAGGAUGUACAAUAAUUUGCUAGAAUUGAAAGGAGAUAGCAACGCUAACCUUGAAAAAAAACCUCAUGGAACAAGCAAUCAGCUGCCAUUGGUGGACUUUGCUCUGGUUGACUUGAAGAAAGUCGUAGAGCCAGGAUUCAAUUUGAUUGACAAACUGAAGGCCGUCAAUGAUCAGAUAGGUAAAUUGGUGGAGGAUUGA
This is a messenger RNA of Brettanomyces nanus, 1302 nucleotides long. RefSeq lists its product as uncharacterized. Bases 1 to 1302 code for a protein of 433 amino acids. Lineage: Eukaryota; Fungi; Ascomycota; Pichiomycetes; Pichiales; Pichiaceae. The transcript has a single exon. The record is from RefSeq and is a predicted model, not a curated record.